GCUGUUUUCAAAGAGUUACGCACGAGCUACAAACGUGUGUUUUCGUCAGUUUUAGUAGCUAUAAUUGUAUAACAGAAGAAGCUAAAGUAGCUCGCGGUUAUUAAAAAACAGGCCUUUCGCUACUAAAUUCUGAAAUGUGUCAGCGAUAAUGUCGCGUUUAUAGCGUUAGCUAGCUAUCAAGUAGCUGUUAGCUGACAGGUUCUGCUCCAAAUUAUGUGCGAAAUAGAUUUAAGUUCGUGAAAUUUGUCCGCUUAGGAGUGUCGACCCUGUAAAUGAAACCAUGGAUCGAUAUAACGAGGUGAAACUGCAGCUGAAGAGCUGGGAGCAAGGGUUUGUCACAGAGCACAACAGGAAACCAAACAAGGAGGACAUUGAUCAAGCUCCAGAGGAGACUAGGAAGCUGUAUAAAGAGUACCGCAAUCUGAAACAAGUAAAAGAAAACAGCAGCAGUGAUGCAGCCAGCGGACAUGCUGAUCAGUCCAAAUCUACCACCGAGGUCAACACAGCCCAGAAGGAGUCGGACUGUUGGGGUGCACAUCUGAACCGCAGCUCACAGCCUGCUCCUCCUCCCAGACUGACAGCUGAGGAGAGAGACAGUCUGAAGGCCUCUGCUCAGUACUAUGGCCUAAAGCUUAAAAACAACCUGACUACACUCAGUAAGGAGAGACCUGUCUCACUGAAGAAAUCAGGUCUUCCCGGUCGGAUGCCUCUGAAUUCUUUGAGAGGUGGACAAAGUGGACAGACAAACAGCCCUGUUGCUGCUGCUGCUGCUGCUGCUGCUGCUGCAGAGAUCGCUGCCACCGACCGAGAGUCCAGCCCUUUCACACCAAGAAGAUCUAAGACUGGUCUUGGGUCUGUGGCUGCAAAGACGCUCCAACCAGUGGAGCCCGAAGAGCCGUUUGCACCAUUUAAACCUGUCAGAGAGUCUUGCGAAGAACCUCCAAAUGCUGCCAGUAGUUGUAGUAAUGCAAGUAUUAUUAGUAGUAAGAGUAGUUUGGGUAAUGUAAUUAGUACACACAAUCAAAAUCUAGCUCCCUCACCAGCCAGAUCUUCUGCCUUGUUGUCAUCACUGUCUUCUCCGGAUAGAGAGGGAGCUUCAAUAGGAGAAGUAGGAGCCACGGUAAAGUCAAAUGAAAGAACAGGAGGCAAAAAAGAGCAUGUCGAAACUCUAGGGACUCCACAUAAGAGUAUUAAUGAUGAUGCAGGUGUUGGGACUCCGCUGAGCUUGAGAGGAAGUCCUCAGGUUCUCGGAGGUUUCAGAGGAGGAAUGGGAGGUAGAGGCGUCGGAGGAAGGCCGUCUCCUGCCAGCAGACUGAGUUUUGUUGACAGGAAGUGGCUGGAGAGGUGUCAGGUGUUUGGAGAGAUGGAGGUUGAGGUGAAGCCUGGAUCAGGCAACCAGGAGAUAACACUGGAGAAAAGAGGAGAUGGAGAGCGGGGAAUAGAUGCAGAAAUAGAUGCAAAGGGAGAGAGAAGAGACGCAGUAGACUUUGGAAGAGAUGAAGCUUUUAGGAGCAUUACUAAAGACAAAGAAGAUGGUUCACCGAAACCUGCUCUACAACAUAAUGAAAAAAGCAGAGGAGGAGGAGGAGGAGGAGGAGGAGAGGCGAAAAGGAAGGGAGGUGAGGAGACGGAAACAGGAUGGACGCCCCCUUUAAGUCCAGAGGACGAAAAUGAGAGUAGUCACAAAUCCAAAGGUACAAAGAAGAGAGGGAGGAAAAGGCAGAGAGAGGGAGAGAGCAUGGAGGGAGAGACGACAGACGAGGGAGGAGCGAAGAAGAGGCGCAGGAACGCCACAAAGAAAGAGGAGAGCUCUGAUGUAAACCUUAGACCAGCUCAAGAAGGAGGGAAGAAAAGGAGAGCCAAGAAAAAGGAGGAUGGAGAGGCAGAAGAGGAGAAAGAAACCAAAGCACCAAAGAAGGUUUCUCAGGAGAACUUGUUAGGAGAAAUAGAGGAGGAAUACGGAGCGAGGAGAAUGUACCACACGCAGCCUGUCAGAGCCAAAGGCGUGAAGAGUGCAGAGGGUAACUUUGUGAAGAUAAAUCUGAAGAAGAAAUCUCACGUCAAAGGAUACGCACUCAGAGGUGCCGGGCUACGCAAGCAGAUGUACAUGCAGAAGUUCCUGCUGAAAGGCGAACGUUUCGGUGGAGGUGGAGGAUUUUUUGGCAGAGGAAGGAGGGGUGGAUUCAGAGGGGGGUUCAACCGGCAGGGUGACACCUGCUACAAGUGUGGAGGGACGGGACACUGGGCCAUCGACUGCAAGGGACGAGCCCCUCCCCCUCCUGUUUCUGAGGAGACGCCUGCUGAGGAGGAGCCGUUUGAGCUGCCCACCUUGGAGGAGGUUGCCAGGGCAACAGGGACGCUGCGUACUGAGCCAUUGGUGGCAUCUCCAAGCAUCACAGAAGAGCAGCCGUCCCAAGAAACAGAGGUGGACAGUAACCGUAAAGACGAGGUGUUGCUGAAUGUGAUUCGUCCCGAUUAUGAGCGUCCUGCUCCGCCGCCACCAGUGGAGCCACUUUAUCAGCUUAAAGAUGAUGGGAAAGUCCCAGAAACACCUGCUGAGGUGUACGCAGCUCUCAGAGAACUCGGCUAUCAGUCAUUUAGACCAGGACAAGAGGAAGCCAUCAUGAGGAUCCUGUCAGGUCUCUCUACCCUCGUAGUGUUGUCGACAGGGAUGGGUAAAUCGUUGUGCUAUCAGCUCCCCGCCUACCUGUACGCUAAGCGAUCAGAAAGCAUCACUUUGGUCAUUUCACCUCUCGUCUCACUGAUGGAUGACCAGCUGUCUGGCCUGCCUGCUAAUCUUAAGGCAGCCUGUAUCCACUCCAACAUGACGAUGAAACAAAGAGAGGCUGCAAUAGAAAAGGUGAAGUCAGGCCAGGUGUGUGUGCUGCUCCUCUCUCCGGAGGCUCUGGUUGGUGGAGGCGGUUCAGGUUCAGGGUGUCUGCCCUCUGCUCAGGAGCUCCCUCCUGUGGCCUUCGCCUGCAUCGACGAAGCUCACUGUGUCUCGGAGUGGUCACACAACUUCAGGCCCUGCUACCUGAGACUCUGUAAGGUACUAAGGGAGCGUUUGGGAGUGCAGUGCUUGCUGGGACUCACUGCUACAGCCACACUAUCCACUGCUAUGGACAUUGCACGACAUCUAGACAUCACUGACCAAGAGGGGAUUGCAGUCCGAUCUGCAGCAGUGCCCCCAAACCUGUAUCUGUCCGUUUCCAUGGAUAGAGAGAAGGAUCAGGCUUUAGUCUCCUUGUUGAAAGGCGAUCGUUUUGGUUGCCUGGACUCCAUCAUCGUCUACUGCACCAGACGAGAGGAGACAACUCGUGUGGCGGCGCUGCUCAGGACCUGCCUUCAGGGUGUGCUGGUGAAAGAAAACAAGCAAACCAACAGCAGCAGUCAGACACUUCACAACCCUAUAGGACAGAAAAAGAAAGAACUGGCAAGGAAGAAGAUACGCAAACCGCUGAAAUGGCAGGCGGAGUCGUACCACGCCGGUUUGUCAGCUUCAGAGCGCCGUCGUGUCCAGAACAACUUCAUGUGCGGGGAGCUCAGAAUCGUGGUGGCCACUGUGGCGUUUGGCAUGGGCCUCGAUAAAUCUGAUGUCCGCGGUAUCAUCCACUACAACAUGCCAAAGAGCUUCGAGAGCUACGUUCAGGAGAUUGGGAGGGCAGGGAGAGACGGAGAACCAGCACACUGUCACCUCUUUCUGGACCCUGAGGGUGGGGACCUUCAUGAGCUCCGUCGUCAUAUCUAUGCAGACACAGUGGACUACUACACAGUAAAGAAACUGGUCCAGAAAGUUUUCCCACCAUGCAAAUGUAAACAGAUACACCAGAAACAACAUGAACUUGUAAAGGACAUUGAAGAUUCGGAGCUGCUGGAAAUGAUGGAUGUGUGUGAUCAGGAGAGCAGCCUGAAUGCUCCCACUCAGCAGGAUAUCGUCCACACAGACACAACAGUAACGCCAACUGCACAGGAAUCGUCACAUCCCGCUGGAGCUGAACAAUUCCUCCGAGACGACAGAGCUGAAGGAAAGGAAACGGAGGAAGAGGAGGAGAAAGAGGAGCAGAUGGUUGAACGUGAGGGUCUCGACGCUUCAGCGAAGCACAAAGACGUGGAAGCGAAAGCAGCUGGUGACUGGCCAAGGGACCAGGAGGAAGAGAGCUGUGAUUGGCCCAGAGAGCGAGUGUGUCACACGCACGAGAGAGCGAUUCCCAUCCAGGAAACUGUCGAGGCGCUGGACAUCACAGAGGAAGGUGUAGAAACGCUGCUCUGCUAUCUGGAGCUGCAUCCCCAGCGGUUUGUCGAACUUCUUCACCCGACGCUGUCUGUGUGUAAAGUCAGCUGCUAUAACGGACCAAGACAGCUCCAGAAAAUCACUAAAAUUUGCCCUCCAGUUGCCGUGGUGCUGGCCAGGAAGCGGAUGGCGGGCGAGCGGGUGGAGACAUGCGAUCAGCUGGAGUUUGAUGUCGUUGAGGUUGCGGACACUAUGGGAUGGCAGCUGCCUCUUGUGAAGAGAGGACUCAGACAGCUGCAGUGGAGCACUGUUGGAGGACGUAGCGGCGUCCAUGUUGAGUUUUCCUCCAUAUCUUUCUACUUCCGUUCCUUUGGCGACCUCAGCGAUGAGGAGAUGGACAGAGUUUGUCAGUUCCUCCAUAAUCGAGUGCAGAACCAAGAAAGAACGCAGCUUUACCAGCUGACCGCCUGCUUCAAGGCCUUCAAAAGUGUUGCUUUCCAGAGUGCACUCUCAUGUCUCGACGACCUGGAUGAGAGUCGCAGUCUGCAGCUAAAAGACCUUCUCUCUGAGUACUUCGACAAGAGGCGAGACCGAGGCCACACACUUGCACCACUAGACAUCGAGGAGCUCGACAAAUAUAAGUUUUUAGACUGGGAGAAUCAGAUCAGAGCGGACAUCAGAAGUUUUCUCUGCAACCGAAGUGAUGAGAAGUUUUCUGGGAGAGCUGUUGCUAGAAUUUUGCAUGGGAUAGGCAGUCCUUGUUAUCCUGCUCAAACCUACGGCAAGGACAGGCGCUACUGGAGAAAGUACAUCCAGUUUGACUUUAACCAGCUCAUCAAAGUGGCCACUCAGGAGAUCAUUCGCUUCAAGUGAACGACCAAAUGUGGACACUUUUUCUACAAUGCAAAGCUUUGCAUACAUAUACAAGGUAUACAUCUACGUUUUUCUGUUUAGGCUGUAAUUAAAAAUAAAAUCUUUA
Messenger RNA from Plectropomus leopardus (leopard coralgrouper), 5210 nucleotides. RefSeq names its product RecQ helicase-like 4 (gene recql4). The record is from RefSeq and is a predicted model, not a curated record. NCBI's taxonomy places the organism in Eukaryota, Metazoa, Chordata, Actinopteri, Perciformes, Serranidae. Gene Ontology annotation, cellular component: nucleus; chromosome; cytoplasm. Gene Ontology annotation, biological process: telomere maintenance; double-strand break repair via homologous recombination; DNA replication. Gene Ontology annotation, molecular function: ATP binding; four-way junction helicase activity; nucleic acid binding.